AUGAAUAAAAAAUCAUCGUACUUGGACAAUGUGGUUGGGGUGGGUGACAUGGUGCUAUUGGACCCCCUCACCGAUGAGUCUCUACUUUUAAACCUCAAGGAACGAUUCAGCAAAAGUGAGAUCUAUACCUACAUUGGGAGUGUUGUCAUUUCAAUCAAUCCCUACAAGAUGCUUCCCAUCUAUGGCCAGGAGAAGAUCAAUGAGUACCGCAAUUCUAACUUUUAUGAAUUGAGUCCUCACAUCUAUGCCAUUGCAGAUGAGGCGUACAGAUCACUCCGAGAUAGAAACAAGGACCAAUGCGUUCUCAUCACUGGGGAAAGUGGUUCAGGAAAAACAGAGGCCAGCAAACUUGUAAUGUCAUAUAUUGCUGCUGUUUGUGGAAAAGGAGAAGAGGUCAAUCAGGUCAAGGAGCAGCUUCUACAAUCAAAUCCCAUAUUGGAAGCUUUUGGGAAUGCCAAGACCAUACGGAAUGACAACUCCUCCAGAUUUGGAAAAUACAUGGACAUUGAAUUUGACUUCAAAGGCGAUCCAUUGGGUGGAGUCAUCAGUAACUAUCUCCUGGAAAAGUCUCGUGUUGUCAAGCGUCUGAAAGGGGAAAGGAAUUUCCACAUCUUCUACCAGCUGUUGGCAGGGGGGUCACCUGAGCUGCUGGAGCAUCUGAAGGUGCUAAGAGACUGUAAUCAUUACGUUUACCUGAACUCGGACAAAACGUCUCUGAAUGGAGUCGACGACGCUGACAACUUCAACACAGUUAAAACAGCAAUGAAUGUCAUUGGAUUCAACAAAUCUGAAAUGGACUCUAUCUGGGACACUGUUGCUGUCAUACUUAAACUUGGCAACGUCGCACUGAAGGCAGAAUCUCAGUCAGGUGGGACGGAUCACUGCUACAUUGAUGAUGUCAAAGUACUGAGAGAAGUCUGCGCUUUGAUUGGCCUAGAUGAGACUAUUUUGGAACAAGCACUCUGCUCUCGCACUGUGCAAGCCAGAAGUGAGAAAGUGAAGAUGACACUAACUGCUGCUCAGGGUUUCUAUGCACGUGAUGCUUUGGCAAAAAACCUCUAUGACCGCUUGUUUAACUGGUUGGUGAACCGAAUCAAUGAGAGCAUACAGGUUAAAGGCAAAGUACAGAAGAAGGUGAUGGGAGUGCUGGAUAUUUAUGGAUUUGAGAUUUUUGAGGACAAUAGUUUUGAGCAGCUUGUUAUAAACUACUGCAAUGAGAAGCUGCAGCAGCUCUUCAUUGAAAUCACUCUGAAAGAGGAACAGGAAGAGUAUAUACGAGAGGGGAUCGAGUGGACACAGAUCAAAUAUUUUGACAACGCCAUUAUCUGUGACCUGAUCGAAAAUAAUCAAAAAGGCAUCUUGGCGAUGUUGGAUGAAGAAUGUCUCCGGCCUGGUAAUGUCACUGAAAUGACAUUCCUCCAGAAGUUAAACCAGAUCUUUUCUGGCCAUCAGCAUUUUGAGAGCAAAGCGACCCAGAGCUCCAAGUUCAUCACCGAUGUAACACUGCCUGCCAACUGUUUUCGUGUGCAGCACUAUGCAGGAAAGGUAACGUACAAUGUUUCAGAGUUCAUAGACAAGAACAAUGACCUGCUGUACCGGGACCUAUCCAAGGCCAUGUGGCAGGCCAAGAACAAGCUAAUCAAGUCGUUCUUUUCUGAAGGGGACCCAAAGAUGACAUUGUUGAAGAGGCCACCAACAGCAGGCUUUCAGUUCAAGGCCUCUGUGAGUGUCCUAAUGAAGAACCUCCUGGCUAAAAACCCCAAUUACAUCAGAUGCAUCAAGCCCAAUGACACAAAGUCACCAGUAAAAUUUGAGGACGCCCUGGUGCAAAUGCAGAUCAAGUACCUGGGGCUGUUGGAGAACGUGCGAGUGCGGCGGGCAGGAUACGCCUACCGCCACCACUACAAGCCCUGCCUGGAACGUUACAAGAUGCUCUGUAAACAGACGUGGCCAAACUGGAAGGGGAACGACCGAGAUGGCAUAAAGACCCUUUUGAUUGAAUUAAAUAUACCCCCAGAGGAAUAUGCUUUUGGGCGGACGAAGAUCUUUAUCAGAAAUCCACGGACGCUCUUUGACAUGGAAGAGCAACGGCGCAUUCAGAUGGCAUUCCUGGCUACCUUGAUUCAGAAGACUUACCGUGGCUGGAAAUGCCGAACCCACUUCCUCCGGAUGAAAAAAAGUCAGAUAAUCGUCGCUGCCUGGUUCAGGAGAUAUUACCAACAAAAGAAAUAUAAAAAUACGAAGAAAGCUGCCAUCUUGCUUCAAGCCUAUACCAGGGGCUGGAAGGUUCGCAAACUCCAGAGACAGCUGAAGCAGGAGAAACGUUAUGCCGCAGCAGUCACCAUCAUUGCAGCUGGCUGGCGAGGUUACCAGGUGCGGAAAAGACACAGGAAAUACUUCAGAAAUAAUGCUUCGAAGAUUGUCCGGAGAUUCAUAAUCUCUUCAGUUACACAGAGGUACUUCCUUGGUCUGAGAAACAACCUACCUUCAAUGUCUCCACGAGACAGGAGCUGGCCAGUGUUGCGCUUUCACUUCUUGAGUGAAACUGAUGAGGAAUUGAAGAGGAUCUUUCACCUCUGGAAGUGCAAGAAAUACAGGCAAGGAAUCUCGAGCCAGAGGAAAGCAGAAUUGGAAGAAAAGCAGUAUGCCAGUGAACUUUUGAAGGAUAAGAAAGCCUCUUAUGCCUCCAGUGUACCUCAGCCUUUCAAAGGUCAAUAUUUGGACAAUCAGAAAAAGGCCAAGUAUCAGAAGCUAACCAGCAGCAUGCCGGGCAAGUUAAUCAUGAUGGACACAGUCAUGAAAAUUAACAGGAAGGAUGGAAAGAAUUCUCCAAGGAUCCUGAUGAUGACAAACAACUGCUUUGCCUUGGCAGAUCCAAAGUCCCCUCAAAUUAAAACCAUGAUUAAAAUGAAUGAGAUCAAGGGCAUCUCUAUGAGUGAACAGAAAGAUGGACUAUUUGUGCUACAUCUAGUGGAGAAUUCUAGUGUUGGAACUAAGGGAGACUUCCUCCUAAGCAGUAACCAUCUUGUGGAGCUGGUCACUAAACUGCAUCACUCCAUACUGGAAGCCACCCAGCAGAGGAUAACUGUGAAGAUACAGGAUGACCUUUCUGUUAAAUUCAGUAAAGACGCUGUCUCUGUGAAGUUUGUGAAGGCAACUGACAAGAACGGAAAUGGUCCAGUGUGCAAGAAGAGAAACAGUCGCCUAUUCGAGGUCCACGUUCCUUAA
This is a messenger RNA of Pristis pectinata (smalltooth sawfish), 3228 nucleotides long. RefSeq names its product unconventional myosin-Ib-like. The record is from RefSeq and is a predicted model, not a curated record. The coding region runs from base 1 to 3228 and encodes 1075 amino acids. Gene Ontology annotation, cellular component: brush border; actin cytoskeleton; microvillus. Lineage: Eukaryota; Metazoa; Chordata; Chondrichthyes; Rhinopristiformes; Pristidae. Gene Ontology annotation, molecular function: microfilament motor activity; actin filament binding; ATP binding. The transcript has 28 exons. Gene Ontology annotation, biological process: vesicle transport along actin filament; actin filament organization.